CUCGUCAUUUUAUUGUCUAUGAUUAUUCGCUGGUUGAGUGGUUGAUUACUAAGCAAAUUCAAAGAAAGAAAUAAAUCAUCUGAAUAACAAAAAUGUCGGCUAGAUAUGAUAGAGCUAUUACUGUUUUUUCACCGGACGGCCAUUUAUUACAAGUAGAGUACGCACAAGAAGCCGUACGCAAGGGAUCUACUGCGGUCGGGGUCAGAGGUAAAGAUGUUGUUGUAUUAGGUGUGGAAAAAAAAUCAGUCGCAAAGCUUCAAGAAGAAAGGACCGUAAGAAAAAUUUGCUUGUUGGAUGAUCACGUUGUUAUGGCCUUUGCCGGCUUGACUGCAGACGCGCGUAUUCUCAUAAACCGCGCUCAAAUUGAGUGUCAAUCUCAUAAACUAACUGUAGAAGACCCUGUUACAUUAGAAUACAUAACUAGAUAUAUUGCAAGCCUCAAGCAAAAGUAUACCCAAAGUAAUGGAAGACGUCCAUUUGGGAUAUCUUGUCUCAUUGGAGGUUUUGACUAUGAUGGUCUUCCACACUUGUUCCAAACUGAACCUUCUGGCAUUUAUUAUGAAUGGAAAGCUAAUGCUACUGGUCGGUCUGCAAAAACUGUACGUGAAUUUUUGGAAAAAAAUUACACUGCAGAAGAGGUUGCUUCAGAGAAUGGUGCAGUUAAGCUUGCAAUUCGUGCACUGCUAGAAGUUGUUCAAUCUGGCCAGAAAAACUUAGAAAUAGCAGUAAUGAGGCGCAAUCAACCCAUGCAAAUGUUGGACUUGGACACCAUCAAUUCCUAUGUGUCUGUCAUUGAAAAGGAGAAGGAAGAAGAAGCUGAGAAGAAAAAGCAGAAAAAAUGAGAUACUUUUAUAUUACUUUAAUACAUGGCAGAAAAUACAA
Molecule: messenger RNA, 882 nt
Organism: Maniola jurtina (meadow brown)
Lineage: Eukaryota; Metazoa; Arthropoda; Insecta; Lepidoptera; Nymphalidae
Gene: Prosalpha4
Product: proteasome subunit alpha type-7-1
Exons: 3
Coding region: 93-842 (249 amino acids)
Biological process (GO): ubiquitin-dependent protein catabolic process
Cellular component (GO): nucleus; proteasome core complex; proteasome core complex, alpha-subunit complex
Source: RefSeq, a predicted model, not a curated record